Paralichthys olivaceus (Japanese flounder) is the source of this 2258-nucleotide messenger RNA. Its product is annotated as arf-GAP with dual PH domain-containing protein 1. Gene Ontology annotation, cellular component: plasma membrane; cytoplasm; intracellular membrane-bounded organelle. Gene Ontology annotation, molecular function: GTPase activator activity; phosphatidylinositol bisphosphate binding; phosphatidylinositol-3,4,5-trisphosphate binding. The record is from RefSeq and is a predicted model, not a curated record. Gene Ontology annotation, biological process: positive regulation of GTPase activity. NCBI's taxonomy places the organism in Eukaryota, Metazoa, Chordata, Actinopteri, Pleuronectiformes, Paralichthyidae.
GAUUCAGAUGCUGUUGAAUCGGAGCUGAUUCCCCUGACACCGAGAGCGCAGCGCCAACCUGUGCGCACUUGUCCGCAGCCAGGAGAGGGGGAGUCGUGUCUGAGGAGGAGACACACCUUUACCUUUCCUGGUUCUCCCCACCCCCCUUUCUCGCUCUCUCUCUCUCCCUCCCUCCUUCUCUCCCUCUCUCUCUCUCUCUCUCCCUGGAAGCGGAGGAAUAAUCGAUCUGACAUGUCGGUAAACGAGAGAGCCACCCGAGCGUUGAGGGAGAUCCUGCAAAACCCUGGAAAUGACUCCUGUGCGGACUGUGGCGCACCGGAUCCAGGGUGGGGCUCCUGCUCUCUAGGCGUGUUCAUCUGUCUGGCCUGCUCGGGGAUCCAUCGCAACAUCCCAGAAAUCAGCAAAGUCAAGUCCCUGAGCCUGUCGCGCUGGGAGGACCACGAGAUGCAGUUCAUGGCUGAGAAUGGUAAUGAGCUGAUGAAGAGUAAAUAUGAGGCUGCUGUUCCCGUCUACUACUACAAACCAACGCACAAAGACUGUCAGGUGUUGCGGGAGCAGUGGAUAAGAGCAAAGUACGAGAGGAAAGAGUUCUGUGAGCCGGGGAAGAAUUUCACUUAUGAGGAAGGAACUAGAGACGGCCUGUUGAUGAAGAGAGGGCGGGACAACGGCCAGUUCCUCAGCAGGCGAUUCGUCCUCUCAGAGCGGGAGGGGACUCUGAAGUAUUUUACCAAAUAUGACGCUAAGGAGCCCAAAGCUGUAAUCAAGGUGGACACCGUCAACGCCACCUUCCAGCCAGAGAAGAUCGGAAACCCCAACGGCCUCCAGAUCACGUACCUGAAAGAUUACAGCACCCGCAACAUGUUCGUCUACCACGAAAACGGCAAGGAGAUCGUUGACUGGUACAAUUCGAUUCGUGCAGUUCAGCUUCACUAUCUGAAGGUGGCUUUUCCUGGGGCGACAGACGCUGAGCUGGUUCCCAAACUCACCCGCAACUUUCUGAAGGAGGGAUACAUGGAAAAAACAGGACCCAGGCAAACAGAAGGUUUCAAGAAGCGCUGGUUCACCCUGGACCACAGACGACUCAUGUACUUCAAAGAUCCACUGGACGCCUUUGCCAAAGGCGAGGCCUUCUUGGGGAACAGGGACCACGGUUACAGCGUCUCCACCGGGUUGCCCACUGGCACCCACUGCAAUGGUGCCUGGCAACACGGCAUCACCAUACAGACGCCCGACCGCUACUUCCUGUUUACUUGCGAGAUGGAGAGCGACCAGCAGGAGUGGGUGAAGCUCUUCAAUGACAUCAUGAGCGUGCCGAUGUCCCCUCAGGAGUACACAAUGGAGGCCAUGUUCAAACACAGGCCCUGAUGGAGCAGAGGCCCAGACGUCUCCUCUCAGUCCUUCACCGAUCUGACACUGGACCCGCAUCAGCUCUGGCUCCCUCUGUAGUUUGGGGGAAACUUGAGUGUCGUCACAUACAUGGUCACACUGGAGGUCGUUGCUGAUAAUAUGAGGUUAACAAUGCAAACAAGAGGACCAAGGCACCUUUCAGGCAGAAAUAUAAAAGGCCUAAAGAAAUAUUAAUUAUCAUUUUAUUGAGUUUUGUUGUGUUUUCGCUCUGUCAAACAUUCAGGACAGAAGUUACACAAAUAUCUAUCCGGAGCUUUUAUUAUUAGACGUCACUCUCGAUCUGUUCAGACUCAUGCAAACCAACUAUGUGAACCAUGUGCCUGUGGAUUUAAUUUUUUAUCAUGAUAAAGAAAUUUUUUCGUGUUUUAGUUGAUACGAGAUUUAAGAAAAACUUGAAAAGGUGAGAAGAACCUUGAUCCUUUCAUUGAAUGCAUUUUAUACAGAUGUGAUGUGAUGAAAUGGUUCUUACUACAGACUGUAAUUAAAGACGGACGACACAAUGGCUCCCCAAAGGUUAUCCACCAGUGCUUCACAGUACAAGUCACUUUCAUGCACACGUUCACGCAGGACUUGUGCCUGCAGCACUGGUUCUAUCACACCGUGGUACAGCUGUCAGGGGAUGUAGGACCACCGACCUUCUGGUUAGCGGACGACCCGUCCUGAGCCACCGCCGCUGCUCUUGUGCUCGAUGGCAGCGUUUGACUUAUUGGCUAGUGGACAUGUGUCCUCCGUCUUUAUUUACAGUCUUUGAUUUAAUAAGUUACACGGAGUCAAAUGGGUCAAACAGGUGCAGAAAACAUUUGAGUCAGUGCUGAAUUCAGAAUUCAUUUUUAUUUCUCUCUCUUUUUUUU